Molecule: messenger RNA, 2280 nt
Organism: Symbiodinium natans
Lineage: Eukaryota; Dinophyceae; Suessiales; Symbiodiniaceae
Source: the annotation of a GenBank genome assembly
AUGGACUCUGCAGACUCAGGCCCCGACCCCAAAGAGGAGUUGAGUCGUUGCGGGUGCUGGCCCGUGCCACGCGAAAGGCCCUUGGAUGAGACUCUUUCUGUGCAAGUCGACUCCGCCGCGACUGGCCAUUUAUCGCCGGCCGGUCACAAGUUGCCAGGUGACAGCGUUCCCGCUGCCUGCGUCUACGGAGCCGUGUCGGAGCCACCUUCAAUGGGAGGGGCCCGAGGGGCAUGUUCCGCUCCUGCGUCUGCGACUUCCAGCAAGGGAUCCGCGAAGCGCAGCGAGCCCUGUGAGGCAGCCCAGCCAAUGAGCCCCAAAUGCAAGAUCAUGCAAGAGGCGCUCAAAGCCGGUCGCGUGUCGCAGCUCCAAAGCAGUAGCACCAUCGCCGAUUGCACCAUCGGAGCCAAUUACAGCAGCGCGGUGGCGUCGAUCUGUAAGGAUCUUGACUUUGUCACCGGGGAAUGCGGAGAUCUUGAACGGGAUCCCACUUUGGCCUAUGGAGCUGCGGCGCUGACCUUCAAGGAUGUUAGCUUCGAGCUGCCCGCAGGGCAGGGCCUAAUUCUGGCCCCCUGCUCUGGUCAUUUCGAGCCUGGCACGCUGGUGGCGCUGAUGGGUCCGUCUGGCAGCGGAAAGACGACGCUGCUGGACAUCCUGGCCUGCAAGAAGACCUCGCCAUACACCGGGGAUGUCCAUCUGAAUGGCCGGCCCCGGGACGAGCUCUUCCGGCGCAUCACCAGCUACGUGCCGCAGGAGGACAUCAUGUUUCCCACGGUGACGGUGAAGGAGCAGCUCAUGUUCCACACCGUCCUGAAGACCGAGGUCCCCUCGAAGGUUACCAGGGAAGACAUGGCCAAGACCAUCCAGCUGCAACUCCAAGCCGUGGGGUUGGAGGAGGUGCAGGACUCCUUGAUCGGGAGCGACGUCGUGCGGGGCAUCUCGGGUGGCCAGAGGCGGCGCGUGUCUCUCGCUUGCGGCCUCGCAACGGGUGCGCAGAUCUUCUUUUGCGAUGAGCCGACGUCGGGUUUGAGUGCGACGGAUGCUGAACAGUGUGUCAGGUACAUGCGCCUGCUGUGCAAGAAAUACGGUGUGAGCAUCGUCGUGGCAAUUCACCAGCCGCGGCAAGAGGUGGCGGUCCUCUUCGAUCACCUCUUGCUGCUGACAAGUCCUGGAGAUGUCGUUUACAACGGCAAGAUGACGGAGGCGCGGCAAUACUGGAGCGACGCGGGCUUCCCUGUUCCAGAUUUGGUCUCGCCCACAGACUACUUCCUGGACUUGGUCACACCGGGGACGUUGGACUCACAGGUGGAGCACUUUCGAGAAUUCUAUCGGGCCAAUGCCAAGGGCAAGGCGAGGGUCGACGAAUUAGUUGAAAGGGAGUUGUGGAAUCUCCACGAAAGGAAGACGGCCUUUCAGCUGUUGGAGGAUAGACAAGAGCGGCUGUCGAAGUUUGGGGACCUGCCGCCGGUGAGGUACAGCAGCUACGGCGUCAGGUUCCGGAAGCAGCUGCAGAAGGUCUUUUGUCGGCAGGUGCGCCUCCUCCUCCGGGAUCAGCAGGGCGUGUUUACCGAGAUUUUGGUGGCCAUAGCGCAGGCUUUGGUUGUAGGCGCAGCGUACAUCGGCAUUGGGAAGGGAGAAGAUGCUGGAUACCACCAGGUCGGAUUCUACUUCAUGCUGGUGAUGACCUGCGCCCUCUCCGGCAUCAAGGUCAUGCCGAAGGCGAUUGCAGAGCGCACGGUCAUGAAACUGGAGGUUUCGGAGGUGCUGUACAGCGACUGGGCAUACAUUAUUGCUUUUACAAGCCUCAACCUCUUCUUAUCAUUGUUCUGCAAUUGCAUCUUCGUGACACUCGUCUUCGCUUUGAGCGGGCUUGAGUGGACGGUGUACCCGAUUGUUCUGCUUUGGAACAGCAUCAUCUACAUCUCGAUGGACAGCCUGUACUUGAUGGUGGCGGCGGCGGCCCGGGACUCGAGCUCCGCGCAGAUCCUCCUGGCGCCCUUCCUCACGAUGGCCAUGCUCUUCAACGGCUUCACGGUCUCCCGCAAGUCCGUGCCGGAGUUCAUGGCCUGGGCUCUGGAGCUGUCUCCUGUGGCUCACGCCAUGGAGGAGAUGGUCCUCGCCAUCCAGAAGGGGCUCGACAGUGCGGAGUUGAAGCUCGUGGAGACACUCUUCGGCUUCGAGAGCCACCUGGGCAGAUCCCUAGGCGUCCUUUUGGGAUGGUUCCUUGUCUUCAGGAUCGCUCAGAUCAUUUGCUUAAAAACGAUGCACCACAUCAAGCGCUGA